GUGUUGCUGCGCCUUCCCGCUGAGCAGCAGACAAACAAGCAGCGGCAAGCGAUCCCGUAAAACCAGAUCUUCGCAACUAUAUUAAGGCAUUGUCACAACGGCAUUGUUCUCGCGAGAAAGAACUAUCUAACUGCUGGUUAGAAAUAGUUUGCACCCGUAGAUCGGCGAGCACUACCGAGAAGAAUAGGUGCGCAGAUAGGCUUACGCGCCGCACCGGUUCUUGCUCCUCGAACCAGUAGGCCCGCCGUGUUCUUACGUGCCCGGACGUACGCGCGCCUGCUGUCCGCGGAUUGCUCCCGUCUCAAUACCAUCACGGAGAACCGGUGGACAGGCAGUCUUUAUUUAUGGACUCGAGUGCGUUCGCGUGUUGGAAUUCCGGCGCUUGGCUGCUCGUGUGCGCGCGGAUACGUGAUUGAGUUUACAAGACGUUGUGGGAAGUAUUCUGUAGUGUAAUCGGAUGUUGACUCGACGCGUCGAGCGCUGGCGCUUUGCUAUUUUUUCCGAGGUUUACUUCGACAACAUUCCCCGCUGCGGUGCGGUAUUGCCUUGCUGAUUCGACGCAGAUAUCUUGGAUAUAGAUACAUGUGACUGGGAUAUUCGGUUUAUUUGUCGCCGGGCGCAUGCGCGUGUGGAUUGGGUAUCAUCAGGGUUCUAUGAUAACCGCACGUUAGCGCCAGCGCCAAAGACGAGUGAAAUAUGCCGCUACACAGCACUAGUGCCGGCCAUCUCUCGACACCCGCGUCAGAGCUGCUACAGCUCCUGUAAAUUGCGUAAAACUCGCUAUUGCCUGACAGCGCGAGAGUCCGCGUCCGCGAAUCAUCCGCAGCAUCCCUAAGCGACCAGCAUCCUCAUCCUCAUCACCGGACUCGGAGCGCGAUCGGUUGCCAUGACUCUCACGACAAAGCUGAGUCGCCGCAAGCGACGAUACACGAUUUCCUACGUGCUCCCGGACUGCGCCGUGAGACCGAGCAGCCCCGUGGUGGGGUCGGACAGCCCGGGGGUCGGGUCGUCCCACGCCCCUGGGGUGGGGUCGAUUGGCAUUGGAUUCUCGUGGCGACGCAGACACACGAUGCAGUCUGCAGUGGUGCCAGCUGCUGUCUCGCGCCCGGAAAGAUUCCUGCAGUCGUUCUCCUCACCGGAGCUGUCUCGGGUGGAUCACCGUGGCACCGUCCAGCAGGUUGAAAGGCUAUGGAAUUAUGAGAAGUACAUCCAGGAGCUGUUGCUAGAGACUCAGUCUGUGCAUCCUGAUUUUGAUGAACUGAACAGAGCAUCUGCCAGAACAAGCACCAUGAUGAAGCAGCUAUCGGAGCCACAGGACGUGGUUCACGCAGAUGUGCAGAAUGAGUACAGGCUGGAGAAAGUGCAGAACCUUUUCCCAAAUGACAAUCUAGGCCUGCUGGGCAUCUACCCUCAAAAAGCCAAGACGUUACAGAGAAGAAAGACGUUUGCAGGCAAAGGCUACAAAAAUAACUUCACACUCUCGUUAUCGCCGCAGAUGGACAUUGAGACGAGGUCUGUUAGGUCAUCGCUCAAUAACAACACUGGCCGCUUCUAUGUGAUGGAAGGACCCGUCACCUUGACGUCGGGCGUGCAAGUUCAGGACAGACAUCUGUUCGUCUUCAGUGAUCUACUCCUGAUAGCAAAACCCAAUAAGAGCAGCACGUCGUACAAGUUGAAGCACCGGGUACGCGUCUGCGAGCUGUGGUUUAGCGACUGCCUGAGCAUCGUCUGCGAGGCCACCAAGCACCAGGAGACCUCGUUCGUAAUCGGCUGGCCCACGACGAACGUUGUAGCGACGUUCGCGUCGCCGCAGCUGAAGAACAACUGGCUGGCGAAGCUAAAAGAACUAAUCGCGAUGGGGAAAGAGAAGGAAGUGCCUAAGACUGUUGUAUUGAAGAUAUACGUCUCUAACUCCAACAACGGUGCUCAUUACAAGUCGGUGACAAUUUCGAACACGGAGACAGCAGCCGAGUGUGUCCAGAAGGCAUGCAACCUGUUUGAGAUCAAUGCCGUAGAUGCUGGCAACUACCAGCUGUGGGUGACGUCGGGAAAGGAGGAGACGUACCCACUCAUCGGACACGAACAUCCCUACUCCAUCCUGAUGAGCCUCAUCCGUGACAGUCGCCAUGGCGACGACCUCAGCAGCCCGCUCGACCUCGGUCAGAUAUGCGUGCCGGACAACCAGACGCACUGCCAGUUCCGGCUCGUGCAGCGACAGAAACCCACAAUUACAGACUCGCCGAAGAAGAGCAAGAAGCGCUCGCCGGCCAACCUAAAGUCGCUGUUCAAGCGCUCCGGUAAGCUGCAGGAGUCGCCCAGCAGUGACAGCUCUCCGGCUGGCACCCCCACGGGCAAGCUGUUCCGCCACCCUCUCAGCGAUGUUUGCGACGCCGAAGGAAGCCUGCCGAAGCCCAUCAUGGAGCUACUGAGGGAGCUGUUCGCGCAGGGUCCGCGCACACAGGGCAUCUUCAGACGCUCAGCGAACAAGCGCGUCUGUAACGAGCUGAAGCAGAAACUCGACACGGGCGAGGCUGUGUGCAUGGCCGACAUCUCGGUGCUCACCUCAGCAACCGUACUCAAGGAUUUCUGCAGAAGCAUGCCGUACUGUCUCCUCAUGUCUAACCUCUACCACGAGUGGGCAGCAGCCGUAGAGGAGACGGACACUGCACAGAAAUGUGCAAAUUCAAAACCCUGGUUGGAAAGCUACCAGCGUCUCACGUCGAGCUACUCAGACACUUCGUCUGCGUCCUGUGGCACAUCGACCGCCGCCGCGCCGACAACCAGAUGAAUGCAUUAAACCUCGGCAUCUGCGUCGGCGUGAGCCUGCUGUGGCCACCAGAGGGCGCUUCGAUGGAAAUCGAGGCAGAUGCUAC
Priapulus caudatus is the source of this 2873-nucleotide messenger RNA. Its product is annotated as rho GTPase-activating protein 20-like. Gene Ontology annotation, molecular function: GTPase activator activity. The record is from RefSeq and is a predicted model, not a curated record. The transcript is spliced from 14 exons. Gene Ontology annotation, biological process: signal transduction. Bases 887 to 2788 code for a protein of 633 amino acids. Lineage: Eukaryota; Metazoa; Priapulida; Priapulimorpha; Priapulimorphida; Priapulidae.